GGAAACAUAUGUGCGUAUUCCUCUCGUUUUACACUCGGUGGUUUGCACUGGUGAAGCCUCGGUAUUUACAACAAUAUUGCCUGAAACCUCUCUGGCGCUGCUGUCCUCCGCAGUCGGACUACGUGUCCACCCGUCGUCACCGCUUUUGUCGUUUUGUCUCCGUUGUCGUCGUUCCCCGUCGGGACUUAUAUAUAUUUGUUUGCAUUUCGGAGCUGUUCCCUAUCAUGUCGGAGCGUGGCAUCCGUCUACUUUGUGCACUGCAGUGGUGCGCAGCUUCGCCACGGAGAAACACCUGUGCGCCUCUCGUCUCCACUGGCCGCAGGCAUGGCUGUUGAGUAGGUAUGGACGCGAACCCACGCACGCACCCAACGACGCGCCGAAACAUCCACGUAGCGCUCACUCACUUGGAACGUGCGGCUCGGUUUCUACCCCUAUGCUUUGUUUGCACCCGGCUUGUUGAACGUCUCAGCCCAUCGGUACGUGGGCCGUCUGUUUCGUAUGGUAUCUUGGCCCUGGCGGAUGCAGCGCCAUCGGCCAGAUUAUAUGUAAAACGGUGGAGGAGCAAUGCUGUGCGUGCGCGCGUGCGUGCAUGUGUGUGUGUGUGUGUGCGUGUCGUGGUGGAUGGCUACGUGGUUCGGGGUUUGGUUGUCCUCAAAAGCAGCAACGGGGAAGUGGAGGGGAGGGGGGCAUGUGGGGGGCGUCUCGCUGCUGUCAGACAGGAUGUAGGGAAGGCUCUAUUGGAGAAGGAUUACCCGACCAUUUUUCGUGAAAAGCAUCGCGGAGAUAUCAUCCCAGUUGACGCAUUGCACACUUGUGCUGUUGGUCCAUUAUCUUUAUGUAACCGCAAUCAUGUAGUCCUGUCUUCUUUCUAUGUUUUACUUAAACAGCAUGCAAUUACACCAGGCUACAGUUCGCCCCCGCCCUCCCCCCGAGGAUCCAUUAAUGCAGCUCAUGCUGAGCAACCUAUGCCAGUCAUACUACAUGUGGGGAACAGAUAACCCUAAGGCGCGGUGUCUGUCUGCAUUUGUCUGAAAGAAAGAGAAGGGAAGCAGCAUGAAUACCGCACAGCCUGGAAACAUGCAAGGAGAGACCUUCCCCCGUUGCAGGCUGGUGAAAUGUCAGGACUGAGGAGCAAUAUUUUCAGAUCAAAUCAGCAGACUGUUUACCAAACAGUGGGGCAAAAAGAGCUGCUUGACACUCACUUACGCCCCGUGUGUGGUUUAAGGCCAUCCCAAUCGCCAACAGACCUGUUAACUAAGCAUUAAUCAGCACAAAACCCCCGCCUCCCCUAACAUUCAGCGAUCCCCAGACGAGCCCAGAUGGAGUGGUCACUAGAUAACGUGAGGGAGAUGGUGGCUGGAGGGAUGCAGUCCAUCCGGGAGUGUGAGAUCUGUGCCUUUGCGAUAGCCAUGUGCGUGCUGCUGCUCUUCAUGUGGUAUUGUUACAGGGUGGGCCGGGAGCACGGCUCCAGCCCUCUGCGAGGGAGGUAUCUGGCCGGGCCCAGCCGAAUCGGAGGGGUGGUGGGGGGCUUCAUGAGUCCCGACUGCCGAGGUAGGGGGAAGGGGAAAAACGGAUCAAUGCUCGAGGAGCAGAACGGCUUCGCCUUCUGCCAGUCGUCAGAGUGCUUCCGGUGCACCAGCGCCGGCGAGAGUCUGAACCAGAGGCUCUAUCACAGCCUGCAGGAUUACGCCAAGCGCUACACCUGGUCCGGUAUGGGCAGGGUGCACAAAGGAGUGCGCGAUCAAGGCCGAUACCUCAACAGCCGACCGACCAUCCAGCGGCCAGAGGUCUUCUUCCUCCCCGACCUGCCGUCGGCUCCUUUCUUCUCCAGAGAGGUGCAGAGGCACGACGUAGAGCUGCUGGAGCAGAGCUUCCCCGCCCUUCUCGCCGAGUUCGAGAGCAUCUACCACCAACCUCCGGCCCGCGGCGGCUCCUCCCUGCCACCGGGAUGGAAAGCCAACAACACUCCCCGCGGGCAGUGGUGGACCUACUACCUGGUCAACCAAGGCACCCCUCUGGUUCUCAAUGUCAGGAGGUGUCCGCGGGCCUGGAGGGUGCUCGGCCAGCUGCGCACCUUCAUCGCCAACAACGUGUUCGGAAACGCCUGCUUCUCUGUGCUCACGCCCGGAGCUUUGAUCACUGAGCAUUACGGUCCAACGAAUGUCCGGCUGCGUUGUCACCUGGGUCUUAGAGUGCCCCCUUCCUGUGAGCUUGUAGUUGGUGGGGAGCCACAAUGCUGGUCUGAGGGCAGCUGUCUGCUUUUUGAUGACUCCUUCCUCCACAGGGCCUUCCACGAGGGCGGCACAGAGGACGGCCUUCGAGUGGUUUUCAUGGUGGACCUCUGGCACCCCAAUGUGGCCGCUGCUGAGAGACAAGCCUUGGACUACAUUUUCACUCCGGGCCGCUUAGAGGACAAGGAAGGGAAAUAAGUGUGAGUGAGAAACCACGUCUGAACAAGACACAUAUGCUGUUUAGGGGAAGUGUCUGUUCGGUUGGGGAACAACUCUUUUUGUGCCUCCAGAACAGCUCUCACAUAUUCUCCAUCACAUGCGGUAUCUUUCUAAACUCUUCUUAGCAGAUGACCAAACAUUGGGCCUCUUUUGUUCAAAACUACGAGAGACAUAAAUAUACAAAUCUUGAAAUGCCGCCAUUGUAUUAACGUGUGUUAACAUGAUGGCAGGGACAUUUUAGCUUAUCGGUCGUUAUUCUAUCUCCAAAAUCUGAAAUUUUCAAUGUAUUUGCGUAUGCACAAUGAUGUGACUGAACACUACAGAUAAGAGCCCAUCAAGAAGUUUCCAUCAAAUACAUUUUCUUUUCAACUUUUGGCCAAUUCUGGAGCAAAAUAAAUUCUUUAUAAGAUUCUUAUAAUUAUAGUGUUACUUUUUCCUCAACAAAUCCAAAUGUUGGAAACUUAUUGUAUCACCUGCAUACAUUUCCCCCAAGGGCUAAAAAAAGAAAUCAUUCAACUUUUUAUAUUUCUCAACACAUUCAGUCACAGUUAAGAUGCUCAUUUUGAGUCAAAUCAAAACCUGAUUGUCAGUGCAUUGGCACAUUUUUAGUUUACAAAAAACACCCACUUUUAAAGUUUUUCCUCCUGAACGAAUGACAAAUCUCUUGCUUGCAGAAUGGUGAAAUAUUCACAGCCGAAUCAAUCACAGCCGAGGUUAAGCUAAAGCUGAGGGAUAUUUUCAGCAGUGCUGAUAACCUUAAUCCAAAGGUUGUCAAACACAUUAAACAAAAUAAUACUGUGUUGUUCCCCAGUGGCUUUACAAAUAAAUGCAUUCAAUUUAAAUGUAUGUAAACUAAACAAAUUUAAUGUAAUAAUGUUGCUGGGAUAAUAACUAAAGAUGGUAAUAAUUCAUUAUUUAAAGUCAUUUCUAAUGUUACCGAUCACUGUAUUGUUUUUUUUUUUUUGAUAGAUGUGAUGGCGGAGGUCCAAUGUUGAUCAUGUCAUGAAUGUUUACAGACGCAGCUAGUAUCCGCGUCAUGACUCCUGCCAGUGUGUUAAUUGUGCUCCCCUUUGAACAAUCAAUCCUGCUUUCAAAGACACGGUUAGAUAAGCACAUUUUUAUGUGUGUGAGUCGGCCUGUGCUGUAACACUGGAGGUGAAGCGUUUUGGUAAAUUUACUAAACCCUCGUAAUUUGGUUGUAUUUGAUAUGAGGUUUGUAUUUCUGUAAAUAGGGUUGAGGUAAAAAGAAAAAACACAAACUGAAUGGUCUGAAAUGAUUUACAAUGAUUGUCUUCAAUGCUAUAACUAUUGUGUUGUCAUGAUUUACAGCUAAAGUGAUUACAUUUCAUUCUGUUUCAUUCAAUCAUUUUUGAUAGAUUCAAUUUGUAGAUUCUGUAAAUUGCUUGAAAUGAAGUACGAUCUCUGUUGUUUUGUGAUAUCUUUAUUUAUAAUCAAUAUGUUAUUUAGUAGCCCCAUAUGGUAUCCAUUUUUAAUGCCACAAUCCUUAAUUCCUCAAAAGCAUUUCAUUGGUAUAUGUGCACAAAAUGUAACUUCAGCAGCUUUACAGGUCCAUCUAUUCAAUUAUAAUGUUUACAACAUCGGCCAACACCGACACUCACAUUGAGCUGUCCAUAAUUAGGUUUAAAAUCAAGAGUGCUGUUAAGAGCAAAACUGUCAUUCCCAAAGCAUUGCUUCACAUAUGCAGCAUAUGAUGGGGCAACCAUUUUGUUUACAUUAGGAUUAAGGAUUUGUCCUUUAACGCAUUCUUGUGUGGAUUUCCAACAGUAUUUCUGUACAUUUAAUAAAUGGUUGAGUAUCUUAUUUAACCA
Messenger RNA from Pungitius pungitius (ninespine stickleback), 4279 nucleotides. RefSeq names its product aspartate beta-hydroxylase domain containing 2 (gene asphd2). The transcript is spliced from 4 exons. The record is from RefSeq and is a predicted model, not a curated record. Lineage: Eukaryota; Metazoa; Chordata; Actinopteri; Perciformes; Gasterosteidae. Gene Ontology annotation, cellular component: membrane. Bases 1320 to 2429 code for a protein of 369 amino acids.